UGCUAGGGACCUACGGCGGGAUGGAAGCGUAUCGAACGCGAUUCUCACGAUAUGGCAGAUAUCCUUUGACCAUAUCCGGUCCAAGCGACCUUUGGCGGCGGAUCUCUUGUCACUUAUGAGCUUUUUCGACCGACAGGAUAUCCCUGGAAAACGAAGAGAUGACGGCGCAUUCGAAGACGAUGUGGCGAUGCUGACGGAUUACUGUCUCAUCGUCGCGGACGAGGCACAGGACGAGUUUGAGAUGCACGGGCUCGUGCAACUGUCGAUGAGGACGUCGCUAGAGGCUUCUAAGCAGUGUCGUUUCGUCCACCGCCGGCUUCGUCGAACACCUUGCGAAUUGCGUGGAUUGCAAAUGCCGAGCCGGAACUGCCGAAACGCAAGAGAUCGGGCGAAUUCGUUAAUCAUAAUAGUCUGCUCUAGAAUGCUGUCGGUUUUAGGGUCGCCUACCCUUCCCCACCCUCUUCUCCGCCUCCAGCACCACUGAAUCUCCACAGGCGCAACGCACUCCAUAAUCUGGAGGUGUUCAAUAUAAUAUUGUA
Molecule: messenger RNA, 539 nt
Organism: Chaetomium strumarium
Lineage: Eukaryota; Fungi; Ascomycota; Sordariomycetes; Sordariales; Chaetomiaceae
Exons: 4
Coding region: 116-484 (122 amino acids)
Source: RefSeq, a predicted model, not a curated record